ACAAGGAAGGAGGGGAGCAGCUGGAAAAUGUGAAGCGCAGUGGUUCCCAGUCUCGCUGGGAGGGGGGAGGGAAAAGGUGUACGCUGUUGUUUUAUUUUGAGGGAGAUGCUGCCUGCGGAAGACUCGGCCUCCUGGAGCAUCUCGUUCGCCGGCUGCGGCUUCCUGGGCAUUUACCACAUCGGGGUGGCCAGCUGCCUGUGUGAACACGCUCCCCAGCUGGUCCACAACGCCAGCAACAUCUACGGCGCGUCGGCCGGAGCGCUGACCGCCUGUGCGCUGGUCAGCGGAGCCUGUCUCGGAGAAUGUGGUGCAAAUAUCAUUGAUGUUUCCAAAGAAGCUCGGAAGAGGUUUCUGGGUCCACUCCACCCUUCCUUUAACUUGAUAAAGAUCAUCCGUAGCCGGCUUUACAAAGGACUUCCAGACAACGCACACGAGCUAGCAACAGGUCGACUGGGCAUUUCAUUGACCCGUGUCUCUGAUGGCGAGAAUGUUCUGGUGACUGUUUUCAACAAUAAGGAGGAGCUCGUCCAGGCCUGUAUAUGCAGCAUGUUUAUUCCUGUGUACUGUGGACUGAUACCACCAACGCUGCAAGGCGUGCGAUAUGUAGAUGGAGGAAUUACAGAUAACUUACCUCAAUAUGAACUCAAAAACACAAUUACAGUCUCCCCCUUUGCUGGAGAAAGUGACAUCUGUCCUCAUGAUGGCUCCAACAAUAUGCAUGAAUUGAGAAUAACCAAUACCAGCAUCCAGUUCAACUUGCAGAACCUGUACCGCCUUUCCAAGGCAUUAUUUCCUCCAGAAGCAGAGGUGAUGCGGAAUAUGUGCAAACAGGGAUACAGUGAUGCACUGGACUUCCUCAAGAAGAAUGCUCUGCUGAACCAGCAGCGACCUUUGCAUAGUCCUUCUCACUCAGCUUCCGUCUCGCACGACGCAACUGAUGACGUUGAAGAGGGGCCAGUGGAGGAUCACGUUCUGAUCACAUUCAGUAAGAAUGAUGACAAGAUUCUCGAACAUCUGUCACCGCGACUACACAAAGCAUUAAUUGAAGCCUGUGCUGAAAAGAGAGGUUUCCGUGCAGUCUUCUCGAACAUGUUGCCAGUUCGUCUAGCCUCGACCCUUAUGCUUCCUUAUACUUUGCCCUUGCAAUCUGCGGUUUCAUUCACCAUAAAAAUGUUGGAAUGGUUGCCUGAUCUGCCCGAAGAUGUUGACUGGAUGAAAGAACAGGUUGCCAAUAUUUUAUGGUACUUUGCCACGAAUGCCAAGGCAAAACUGGGACAUCAACUGUCAACAAGGCUGCAAUAUAGUUCAAAGCUGCAGAGGACCCAAAGCCUUUUCAUACCACCGAGACCAUCUCCCUACAUGUCUGUGAAGAAGUGGAUUCGGAGUAAUACUUCUGUCAUGGAUCUGAUUUCCAAAUGUGAAGCAUACCAGCGUCACCUGUGGUCCAGCGUGCCCUUGAUCAACUGGGAAGUGCAGGACUCUGUCUUUCAGGACGAUCUCAAAUCUGGCUUAGAGAUGAAAGUCUCGGUCCACCACGGGGACCAGAUCUGACCAUAAGGAGGAACCUUCUUCCACACACGGCAAUUCUUCCUCAGUGUCAUAUUAACUGCAGAUAUUUUUAUUAUGCACCAGUAUGCCACGUGGAAAUGAACUGUCUGAAAACUUGUGGAAGUUUGCAUUCCACACAAGCCAUGCAUAUUGACAAACUUCUUCCUGUUGAACAAACGAUUUUCUACUAACCACUUUGCUAUUGUUUGUGACCACUAAGUUUGGGGUACACCUAUUUUAUAACUUCAUUAUCACCAUACCUUUUAUGGUAAUUACUAUUUUUAAAGAUAAUUCUAUUAAUUUAAAGAUGAAUUGAAAUUUUAUAAUCAUUUAUAAAAAUAUCAAAACUAUUCAGAAAUAAUUUAUAUUAUUAAUAUAAAUUAAGCUUUCUUCAAAAAGCGUUAUAAAGCUAAAUUUAGCUUUUGAGAUAGGGGAUUGGAUUUCUCAAUGGAAUCAUGAAAUUUGUGGAGAAAUCGGAAGUGCAAAACUGAGAAUGACCAAAGAUAAAUUUAAUAUCAGAAGUAACUUUAGUCUAACAGGGAUCAUAUUUGGAGAAACAAAAUUCUAGUUUCUUGCGAAGUGGUGAACUGAAAAUUGCAUACAUAAGUAUCCAUACCUCGUCUCUUUAUGUUUUGGAUCAAUGCAAUAUUCUUAUGCCAAAUCAAUGCAAUUGUGAACUACUUGUUAAGUGUUUGAUUCAUUUUAGUUGGAACUUUUUGAAAAAGUGGAAUGUUUGAAAUGCGACUUCAAAACUUUUAGUUUAAAAUUCUUAGAUUUUUAAACCUGAGUGGAUUUAUUGUUAAGUCUUGUUCUAUUUCAAAGUAACAAUAGCUGUCGAUAUAUUUAUAGUUUCUUUCCGUAAUUUUUGUGACAUACUUUGACUACAUUCAUAUCUUAGCCUAUACAUUUCAUUGUUUUGUUUCUAUUCCACUGUUUUUGUGUUUUGCGACUCCAUCAAUAUGGGUAUAGUUUGCGUACAUCUGUCAGCUGAACAAGAUAUAAGCUUUCAGCUUCUGUAUUACUUACCUCUACCUGUACACUGUUCUAAGACACAAGCCUUCCCACUGUGUUCCCAGUUCCAGACAUUCAAGAUCAUCAAUAGAUAACAUGGCCUCAUUUGAUUAAUGAAUGGUUUGGAGGGCUGAUAAACAUCUGGGUGGAAUUCACCUUGGGUAAUAGUGUAAAGAGGACUUGAAGUGAGUGCUACUGAAUAUCUGGUGGUAUACCACUGCCUAAGCUAAAUUUGUAGCUUGUUAUACAAUGUCCUGAGACUCCAAUCUAAAUUAUCAUUAUACAGCCAUAAAUAAAUGUUAGUUUUGGAUUGGCUACAUUUUCCUAAAAAGUAUCUUCCACUAACUCUUCUAUGCAGUUGACUGGAAUAGUCACAGUGGUUAUGUGCUAAAGUAGUAUACGGAAUCCUCCGAACCUAGACUUCCAGUAACCUUUGUGCAUGCACUUUUUUUUUAUUUGUAUAUAAGGCACUAUGUACUUUACAGAUCCCUUUCGCUACUUUACAGUAUAGAGAAAAUACCAUAACUAACAUGGUUUCACCUAGUACAACAACUUUAAAAUUUGUUUAAUUUAUUAAAAUUUAUACUUUAUUAAACUCAUAGAACUGAACAAAAAAUGAAUGCACAGUUGAUAUUUUAUGGAGCCUUUUCCAAUUGUUUCCCCUCUGUUUUAAGCAUUAGCCAAUCUUUAUGUUACAAGUGAUCUUUUGCAGAGUCCUUUUGCACUGCAGAUGUGAAAGAGUGGCUUACUGUAGUUCUCUGCUGCUAAUCUUCACAUUCUCCCCAAUUGGGGCCUCUUAAUUAGACUUUGCAGCUUCUUCAUGUCUAAUGCAAACAAAGCACAUGUUUAAUAUCUUCCGUUUCCAGAAACCAUUCGCUAGCUUGUCACCAGAGGCUAGAGCUUGAGGGGCCAUCCCACUCCACAUCAAGCAUGGCUGAUUAGGACGUGCUCCUGUUCUAAUUACUUACCGUAGGCAUAUUGGAAGGAUUUGCAGCUUGACAAUCGCUUGUCAAAAACACACUUAAGAACACCCUUUCUGUGACUAUCAAGUCCUGGAGUAGGAUUCAAAUCCAAAGCAUAUGGCUUAGAGGCAGGGAUGUUACCCACUGCACCACAAGGCAUCCCCAAGGUCGCAAUAAUUUAACUAUAAUUUGCCGCUACUGGACGUGAGGAAUGUAAUCAAAUGAACAUGCACAGUGACACUGAUCCUCACGAGCAGCGCUAAAUGGAUUUAGCUAAUCAACCACCCAUUUUACUGCACAUCCUUUCGCACUACAGCCUAUUCAACAUAAACCCAUUUCAUGCCACUAGUUCAGAUCAAUUCUGCCCCACUCCCCAUACCUCUGUACUAAUCACUAGACUUUAUAACUGCCCAGCACUAGAUAACAUUUAAAUGAAAAUUUAUUUAUAUAUAUUACCAUGUAUAUAGUAUGUUUAAGACUAUACUGCCCUGUAUGAAUUAUCUGCAUUAUAAAAUUAUGGAUUACAAACAUAUUACCAUGUAUGAUUUAUCUCCACAAAGAAUUUUAAAAGAUGUAAAAUUUUGAGAAUGUUUGUAUAAACCGUACAUAGGCUAUAACCUAAAAGAUGUGUAACCUACAAAUAUGAUCAAUUUUAAAUAGUUGAAAGGAGAAUAGACUUGCUGUUUAAUCAAAUUGUACUUAUUAAAUUUAGACAAUAUUUUCUUAAACUCCGAGGUGAGCAUUUGAAGUUACAGUUGUGGAUUGUAACUGAUUGAUUGAGUUACAGGUGUGAUUGGGGAUGGAUUGUAAUUUAAGGAGGAUCACACUUGAUAUGUUGAAGUGAAACAGGUUCCUCCCUAGAGGGCACUGAUCUUUGUUGGGAAAUGGUUGUGUGAACUGUCUGGUACCUCUUUGAUAUAUAAUAAGUAUCCAAGUGUAAACCAAAACAAUGUGCUCCUCACCGAUGAACAUCGUAGCCACAAAUGCUUUUCAUAGCCUAUUCACUGGAUUACAAUCAGACAUUGAAAACCAGGGUAUCAAGACCACCCCAUGUGUUCUAACUAGCUUCAGCUAACUUGGUACAUGUGCCCAAACUUGGGAAAUCUGGCCCAUAUAGCUCUAAUUUCUUUAGGAGUUUUGUAUAUACUGGAAGGCAGGGCAAGCAAUCUAAUGAUUUUACAAUUCAAAUGAUUUUACAACUGAAUUACAAAAUUUUAACCCAUCACAUGAACUAUAGAAUGAGCAGUACAGUACAAGUCUAGUGAAAGAGCCUACGCAGGAUGAUUUACUGAUGGUCCACUGCUGAUCUUAAUUUACUGCAAAUGCAAAAUUAAUACUGAAAAUAGAGAUGGUGAUGAUUUUUAAGAUAUCUCCAUGGUUGCAUUAAUUUGUAAUCUUUUCUGAAGAGAUAUUCUCUUUAUUUCCCCAAUACCAAUUAAGCUAAAUUCUGUAAGGUUUUUAAACAGAUGCCUCGAAUUGCCUCUAUUGCAAUAAUUAAUGAUUCAUAUUCAAUAGCAUGAUAACUUGACUUGAUUUUUAUAAUCCAUAGACACUGAAAACCACUGUACUAUAAUGAGCUUUUUCAUUAAAAUUAGAGACAAGACUUGUAUGUUCUGCAAAGAUUACUGGAAUGCAGUUAACCAUGUUGUACCAUUUUGUAAAUAAUGUCUUUGGAUGAUAUUUGAUCAUUAAACAAGUUCAGUUGCUUAAAUAUUUUCUUCCAUCUAUGCAUUCCUUUUUAAAAUUUAUACCACUUUCAACACGUGGAGAAUGUGCAAUUUGGCGCGAUCAUGACUUCCUGAGCAAUAUGUCCCUCAUAUUCUCACUGUCUCAUUCUGCAGACUCCAAUGAAUUUGUUGGCUUUAUGUUAGGUAAUGGUUAGUUUUAAUUUAAUUUAUAGGGGCAGCACUUUGGCUUAGUGAUGAGCACUGCUGCCUCACAGCACCAGGUUCCUGGAUUCAAUUCCAUGCUUUGGCACUUGUCUGUGUGGAGUUUGCACAUUCUCCGUGUGACUGUGUUUGUUUCCUCCUACAGUCCAGUUAUGUGCAGGUUAGGUGGAUUGGCCAUGGGAAAUGUAGGGUUACAGGGAUGGGUUGGGUCGAGUCUGAGUGGGAUGAUCUUUUGGAGGGUCAUUGUGGACUUGAUUGGCUGAAUGACCUGCUUCCACACUGUGUAGUGAUUCUAUGAUUAAAUCCAAUAGAGAUGUUGUAAGUGGAGGGAUAUUGAUCAGAUAAACUAAGAAAUACUAUUGUGUAAAUACUGAAUACCUGCCAGAAGUAAUAACUGAGAUCCAUUGAAUUUUCAUUUUGUUGAAGUUAAUGGAAUAAAGGUUGGCAGGUUCAAUAAACAGCUGGUUACCAAUUCUGUUAGAUCACUCUCUCCAGGCAGUAGACUACUUAGUACUUCAGAAUUUGAAUUGGCUGCUAUCUGGAGAAACAUUUUGUUUGGACAUUUCCUGAAUUGAUACAUUAAUAUCUUUGUAAUUCAGCGAGACAAAAUCAUAACUCCCACCUAUGACAAAACAAAAGUUGAAUCAUCCAUAUGCAGCAUAUCAUCCCCUCUGGGCCAAAUAAAAUUGACUAAAGCAAUAAUGCAAUUCAAAUUGAAGCAGGACCUUGGGUUCUGGGUGGAGCUUGAGUUGCACGUUGAUCUGACAGAGUUAGGACAACAACAGCUUACAUUAAAUAACAUCUUUUUAAAGCCUCAUGGUGUUUCAGAGGAACAAUUAUUUGUCACUGUCUCUGAAAUGGAGACAUUAAGACUUGAUCAGAAGCUUGGUUACAGAGAGUUUUAAAGCAGCAUCUUAAAGGAGGAUGGAAAUGUUUGAGGAGAGAAUUCUGGAGCUUGAGGGUUUGGGUGUCAACAGUGAAAUGAUAAAAAUUCUGAAUACUUGAAAUUAGAAGUGAAAAAGUGCAAAGGUUUUGCAGAGUUGUCGAGCUGGAGGAGGCUACAGACAGAUGAAUGCUUGAAGUCAUGGAAUAUAUUUGAAAAUAGGAUUGAGGCUUUAUUUUUUGAUGGAUUUAUGGAUUUGGAGGAAACGAAUGACCAUGCAAGUCGGUGAGCGCAGGAUGGAUGGUUUGAUGGAACUUGGUGUGAGUUAAUACACAAGUGGCUGAAUUUUGGAUGAACUAAAAUAGGACGCCAACCAACACCGCACUGGAAUAGUCAAGCUAAAUGAACACGUAUUUCAGAGUUUCUACAGCAGAACAGCUGAGACCAUUCUGGAAGUAAAAGUAUGAAAUCUCGAUUAGAUUAUUUACAGUGUGGAAACAGGCCCUUCGGCCCAACAAGUCCACACCGAAGCGCAACCCACCCAUACCCCUACGUUAACUCUUAUCUAACACUAGAGCAAUUUAGCAUGGCCAAUUCACCUAACCUGCACAUCUUUGGACUGUGGGAGGAAACUGGAGUACCCGGAGGAAACCCACACAGACACUGGGAGAAUGUGCAAACUCCACACAGUCAGUCGCCUGAGUCGGGAAUUGAACACUGGUCUCCGGCGCUCUGAGGCAGCAGUGCUAACCACUGUGCCACUGUGCCGCCCGUGAUGAAGAGGAGGAUAUGGAAAUUUCCCCUCUGGACCAAAUAGAAUGGCAAGUGUGAACAAGGUUCAUCCUUAGACUUGUAGCUAGAGAAAGGGAUGGAAUUGAUGAGUGAGUGAGUUUGAGACAAAGGUUUUAGUCUUUCCAUUAUCAAAGUGAAGGACAUUUUAAAACUUUGAUCAUACUGCACAAUUACUUUAGCUGUGAGGUUUCUUGGGAUCUCCUUAACAGAAAGGUUGGAUUUAAGUUAAUUGGUUACUUAUUAAUGAAUGCACAGGAGAUAUUAAACUACCUAAGGUUGGAUUUUACACCUCUGCUUGCAAGUUUGAUGAUGGAGGUCAUAAAACAAAACAAUAGGCCUUCCUACUGCCAGGCAGUCUGCCUAUCCAAAAUCUUCAGUCGGUCUGCCUUUGGGCUAUUUGAAACCUUUUAAGUGACCAGCUGACAAUUGCCCUCGGAUUGACCUGUAGCUUCCAAUGUGGAACUUCCUUUUGAGGAGGGUUGCCUUUAAAACAAAUGGCACUGUUCCAUGGUGUUAAAUUGCUGUAGUGCAGGUGUGAGCAUCAUGAGUGGAAACUCCACCCACCAAUCCCUAGUUUUUUAGUCUGAGGGUUGGCUUUGAUAGCACCGCCGCAUAAAAUCCACCAAUGCUGUCAAAUAAUUAAUAAAAAAAAACUUUGAUCCAGACGUUACAAACCAAGAAACUUUAAUUGGAAUUGCAUUUAAAUUCUCAUAUUAUGUUGUGCCCUGCACAUCAAUGGAAAGGCAUAUUUUAUUGUGUUUUUUGAGCAGAAGUCCUUCAUACCAGUUUGAAGGUCACUUUGCUGUUUCUCUUCACAAAUUUUCUUUUGUAAGUAAUUGACUGUUGUUCUUUUACAAUCAAUCAAUAAUCACACAAUGCUACUGCACAGGACUUUGUACAUGUUGGGACUUGAUAGCGAUUGUAAAGGCUUUCCUGUAGAAAACUCAUCUGAAAUCCGUCAACUAUCCUUAUUUAUAUACCUUGCAAAGGUUUCUCCUCUCUCUGGAGAGACAUUGAUUCUUGCUUCGUAAAUCUCUGGUACAUUUCAAAAAUGCCCACUCUCAAGCACACCACACGAAUGUGUGAUAUUCCUGCAAUUGUGUUUGGUCCUUGCAUGUUCAAACAUGAAUCCUUUUCCCUUUCUCCUUUCACAGUAACGAUUGGAAGUAGGAAUUCUGACAGAUUUACCAUCUAAUUGUCCUCUAAAUAUUGCACUAAUUCCACCAUUCUCCCCCUGCACCACUAAAUCAUCUUCACAUGAUGGGAUCAUGACUGAGUGCUAAACCAACAACAGUGUAGGAAUCAACAUUCCAGAUUUCUGACCGGUAUAAUAUUGCUGCCAAACUGUAUGUUCUGCAAAGCCAAUUGCAAUCAGGGAAGCAUAGUUUUACAUAAUUUGUAUGUUGAUUUAGAUCUGACCCAAUGUGUAUUCUUAACUUGCUGUAUUGUAAUAUCUAGCCUCGUGGGUUAAUGAAUAU
Messenger RNA from Hemiscyllium ocellatum (epaulette shark), 8563 nucleotides. RefSeq names its product patatin-like phospholipase domain containing 2 (gene pnpla2). Bases 106 to 1551 code for a protein of 481 amino acids. Gene Ontology annotation, biological process: triglyceride catabolic process; lipid homeostasis; positive regulation of triglyceride catabolic process. Gene Ontology annotation, molecular function: triacylglycerol lipase activity. The transcript is spliced from 9 exons. Gene Ontology annotation, cellular component: cytoplasm; membrane; lipid droplet. Lineage: Eukaryota; Metazoa; Chordata; Chondrichthyes; Orectolobiformes; Hemiscylliidae. The record is from RefSeq and is a predicted model, not a curated record.